Messenger RNA from Suricata suricatta (meerkat), 1735 nucleotides. RefSeq names its product tetraspanin 15 (gene TSPAN15). The record is from RefSeq and is a predicted model, not a curated record. Lineage: Eukaryota; Metazoa; Chordata; Mammalia; Carnivora; Herpestidae. Gene Ontology annotation, cellular component: membrane. The transcript has 8 exons. Bases 130 to 1014 code for a protein of 294 amino acids.
UGUCAGUCCCGGAGCUAGCGCUGGUGGCGGGGCUCGCGGCCAGGCUGGCAGCCGCAGGUGGGGCUGCUUACGACGAGGGACCUAACUCGGGAGCCCCGGGGGCCCUGAGCCCUGCGGAGAGUAUCCAGGAUGCCCCGCGGGGAUUCGGAGCAGGUGCGCUACUGCGCGCGCCUCUCCUACCUCUGGCUCAAGUUCUCGCUGGUCAUCUAUUCCACGGUGUUCUGGCUGAUCGGGGGCCUGAUCCUGUCGGUGGGGAUCUACGCAGAAGUUGAGCGGCAGAAAUAUAAAACCCUUGAAAGUGCCUUUCUGGCCCCAGCCGUCAUCCUCAUCCUCCUGGGGGUCAUCAUGUUCAUUGUGUCCUUCAUCGGCGUGUUGGCUUCCCUCCGGGACAACCUGUGCCUUCUCCAAGCGUUCAUGUAUAUCCUUGGGAUUUGCCUCAUAAUUGAGCUCAUUGGUGGUGUGGUGGCCUUGAUCUUCCGGAACCAGACCAUCGACUUCUUGAAUGACAACAUUCGAAGAGGAAUCGAGAACUACUAUGACGAUCUGGACUUCAAAAACAUCAUGGACUUUGUUCAGAAGGAGUUUAAGUGCUGUGGCGGGGAAGACUACCGGGAUUGGAGCAAAAACCAGUACCACGACUGCAACGCCCCCGGACCCCUGGCCUGCGGGGUGCCUUACACCUGCUGCGUCAGAAACACGACAGAAGUUGUCAACACCAUGUGUGGCUACAGAACUAUUGACAAGGAGCGCCUCAGCGUGCAGAAUGUCAUCUACGUGCGAGGCUGCACCAACGCCGUGCUCAUCUGGUUCAUGGACAACUACACCAUCAUGGCGGGCCUCCUGCUGGGCAUCCUGCUCCCCCAGUUCCUGGGGGUGCUGCUGACAGUCCUGUACAUCACCCGGGUGGAGGACAUCAUCAUGGAGCACUCGGUCACUGACGGGCUCUUGGGGCCUGGUGCGAAGGCCAGCGUGGAGGCGGCAGGCACAGGCUGCUGCAUGUGCUACCCCAAUUAGCGCCCUCGUCGGGGGCGGCAGCUCCAGCAGGACCGCGCUGCGACAGCGCCAUUCAGGCCACAUCUUCGUGGCCGGAGAGGACUGCGGAUCUUUUCCGCAGACUUGGCACUGACCAAAGCCCCGGCUGUGUCUGCUCGGACCUCCCACGGCCACCGCCUCGCUUGGGAGCGGAGCCCCUUCUCGGCCCUGGGGUCCCGUGUCUGCCCGUACUCCGAGGCGUGGAGAACAAGAAUGUCCCUUCCUCAGGACUGAGCCGCCGGGAAAAGGGGGUGCUCAGCGCUCGGCUCAGGGCCCAUUGCGUUUCUGGCAGUGCUUUGGCCUGCGGUGUUUAUGCCCACUUGAGGGCAAUUUUGUAGUAAUUUGUGAGCGAGGAGGGAGGAGAGCAAGUGCGACUGGUGGUGGAGGGGUGGGUGGUCCCCAGGCCCCGCCCCCAGCCCCAGGGCCACACCCCCAAGGCCAGGUUGGGCCGGUUCCUCAGCCUCCCAUAAACCUUGAGCCCUCCCUAAGGCUGCUGCUUUGAUAGGGACGCCUGGGUGGCUCAGUCGGUUAAGCCUAAGGCUGCUGCUUUGCUGACCCCGUUUUUUACGUGAUUUUUGUAACAUUCAUUUUGUACACAGUUAACAGGAGUUUCUGACUAAUCGAAGCUGGGUGUGUCCCCACACAUCCCACUUUUGCCCCUCCAAUCCAGUUUAUUAAUCAAACAAUAAAAAUGUGAUUUUUU